Molecule: messenger RNA, 6669 nt
Organism: Schizophyllum commune H4-8
Lineage: Eukaryota; Fungi; Basidiomycota; Agaricomycetes; Agaricales; Schizophyllaceae
Exons: 12
Coding region: 1-6669 (2222 amino acids)
Biological process (GO): small GTPase-mediated signal transduction
Cellular component (GO): plasma membrane; cytoplasm
Molecular function (GO): guanyl-nucleotide exchange factor activity; small GTPase binding
Source: RefSeq, a predicted model, not a curated record
AUGUGGGAACCACUCCCCCUCAUUGUGUAUGGGUACGCGAAGUACCCGCUGUCCCCUUCGCGCCGAGACACGCGCGUUUCGAGUCGCAGCCGCCUCUCGACGGUGACGGAGACGAGUAGCACGGACGAGCGGACGAACUCGGACGUCGUAUCGCUGGAGGUGGGGGAUGAGGUGUAUGCAUUCGAGAAGUACACCCCGAGAGGGAAGGAGGUGGACGGCGUUUGGUACCGCGGAUAUGUGGUAUGCACGACGCGCCGCCCGCCGGUGACUUGGUCCCUCUCGCCCGAUGGCGCGUCGACGAGCAAAGUCCCGCUCAGGAAUGAGGAGACCCAGCAGGUCUUCAUUGGCAUAUUUCCCGACUCGCACAUAUACAUCCGCGACCACCUCUCCGACGCAGAGGGGCGCCUGACGGAGCUGGCGGCGAGUAUGAAUGGCCAAGGCGCGCCCAGUAUCACUGGCCGGGGCAGUGGUCUGGGACAUGCGCCCUCCCGGAGCAUCAGCAGCAGCGUUGGCAGCCCCGCCGAAUCCUUCAUGACUUGGGCUAAGGACAAGUCGAGCCUGGCCUCCUUGCGAGAGCUCCCUGAAGACGGCACGCUGGAUAUGGCGCGCCCGUUGCGAUACAACCCCGCCAGCAGCCUACGCUCCGCGUCUCCGACAGAAUCGCAGAUGAAGCCACUUCCCCCGAGACCUUCCUUGCGGACCGGCGACGACACGGUCAGCGGUGCUUUCCAGCCCAUCGUCGACGAGAUUGCCUCAGCGAUGCGCGAAUGGCACACCCUUAUGUUCCACCACCUUGCGCGGCGCGACUACCGCCUCUUCCACAUCGUCCGCGGACAUAUUGACGCACUACAUCUGGGGCGAAGACAGCUGCUCGCGCAGACCCUCUCGGCAGAAGAAACCAUCAACAUGCGCCAAGAGUGCGUCUUGCGGCUCGUAGCGGGCAACAGAGUGCAGGACCUGGACAUAAUCGUGCGCCACCCGACUUGGGGAGGGCUAGUCACGACAGACGUCGAGGGCGAGAUCGAGCCGCGAAGCUGGAUCAGCGCGGUCCGCAUGUACGCUAUGCAGCAGUCGCUGGCGUACCUGGACGUCUCGUGCGACGACUGCGUCUCAGGCUCUGUCGUCGAGCACGCAACGGGCACGCAGCCCAGCCCCGCGCAUUCCGCCUUCCCCGAGGCCCACCAACGCUCCUUCCCCGCUACGCACCGGCACUCCGUCGGUCUCAACACGCUCGCUACCCAGACGCCCGCUCGGCACUCCUCACUCUCUCUAAAUCGGUCGUCUGCGCCCUCGGCGUCCAAAUUCUACCAUGUCAUGGUUGACGUGCGCUCGUUCUCCGCGGCGAUCUGUGGCCCAGGGGAUACGGCGGAGCUGUUUUUCUCGCUGUACCAUAGGAACUCGGAGCAGUUCCUAACGGAGGACUUCUGUGUGGUGCUGGAUCACACCGGUCAACCUGUGCAUCCGAGCCAGGAUGGGACGUCGAAGCGCAUACGCACGCUCUUUCUCGACUUGGCGGCGUCGGAUAUGCAAGACUCGCUCUACCUUGUGUGCAGGAUCGUACGGAAUGGUCCCAUGAAGCUCGCGCUGCACCAUACCAACGGUAGCCACAAGCGCGACGGCACUCACGACGACCGCGCUGCAUCUGCGCUAGGCAUGACUGGCAACAACGCCUCUUCUGUUGGCUGGGCGGACACAUCUGGCGCCAGCAACGGUGUCGACGCAUCGCAGCAGUUCAGGAGACCCUUUGGCUGCGCGGUGCUGGAGCUCACGCCUCUGACUUCCAUGAUGGCGAUGGUGGACGCCUCGCCGUUGCGCGAGUUCUCGAUGCCAGUGUUUGUGCCGACGAACGAGAGCAUGUUCUCGAUACUACAUCAAUGCAUAUUGGAGAAUGCGACGAAGGAGAUCGAGAAGUCGCCGAGAGCGGACUCGGUCAAUGUGUCUGUCAAGAUCUUCAAGGGCGACAGGACUGCGGUCGUUCGCGAGAACACUUCACUCUUGCUCGACAUUCCGCAGACACAACGACUAGGCUUCCCCGAUGUCGUCUUCCCCGGCGAGACAAGAAACGAGCUCUACGUCAAGUUGUGGUCCGGGCAGUUCACGACCUCGACGCACUCCUUCGUGUCCAACGGCACCCAUUCCUCCGGCAAGUCGCGGAACAGCACCAACCGGCUCAGCACCUUUGCGGGGCUGACGCUCAACCGGGGCAGCACCAUCGGCAGCAUCACGGCGUCGCCACCGAACAUCCAGGUCACCAUUGAAGUCCGCGAUUCUUCUGGCCGUGCAGUCGAAGGCGCACUAUCUCGGGGCGCAGGAGAGCCGCCGAUGACGCGAUUCGAGUCCACGAUCUAUGCGCGGUGCAACGAGCCCACCUUCGGCGAGCUUCUCAAGGUCCAGCUGGACCAGGAUAUGGCGAAGUUGUUCCACUCUGAUGCGCGGCCGAAUUGGCACCUCUUCUUCACGAUACGGAAUCGGGGUGGACGGGCGAGCAAGAGCGACAAGAACGGCCGGCCGACGACUGCGACGGGGGACCCGGAGGAGCGUCCGUUUGCUUUUGCCUUCCAGCCGCUGUUCCCUGAUGGGCGAAGCUUCCUGGGCGACGGCAGCCAUAACCUGACCCUGUACAAGUGGGAAAAGCUUGGUGCGGAUGUAUACCUGUCGACCAAAGGCAGGAACGCGGACGGCGACCUGCAGCCUGUUCGACAUCCGCAUGCUGACCUGACGCCCCUCCGGGACACGCUCACGAUUAGGACGUCGCUCUGCUCUACGGCGUUGACACAGGACUCGGUGUUGCUCAGCCUGCUGAACUGGGAGCAAAUUUCGGACCGCACGCUGCUGUCUACGAUUUUGAAGAAGUUCACGUUCGUCGGGGAGGCGGAGAUCGUCAAGUUCCUCCAGCCUAUCUUCGACGCGCUCUUCGGCAUCAUGGUGUCCAGUGGCAACUCGGAGGGCGAAGUGGACGAUCUCGUCUUCAACGCACUCGUCACCGUGCUCGGGAUCGUGCAGGACCGCCGUUUCACGAACUUCCGUCCAGUGCUCGACAUAUACAUCGCAAAGCACUUCGACUUCCAUAUGGCGGCUAUGCAUAUUGUUCGUGCGAUGGGUCGCUUGCUGUCGAAUCCGGCGUCCAGCGAAACUGCCUCUGCGCUGCGCAAUGCGCUGAAGGUGUGGUAUCACAUCUUCCGCUUCAUCACCCGCGCUCGCGAGCUGCAGAAGGCUAGGGAAGGGCAUUUAGGUGGCACGACUGCGGACGUGCUUGAGCAGCAAUUCCGGCGCGAACUUCGGGGCCAUCUCAACGAGGUCAACGAGCUCAUGUCCUCCUCCAGUCCUGAGGUCCUUGGCACGCAGAUGAUCGCUCUUCAACACUUCCCUUCCAUUCUUCCCGAGCUCGCGAAGAUUUACCCCACUGUCGAGCUCGUGUCCAUCGUCACCAACUUCGCGAAUACGAUAACUGCAGGGCGCGGGACCAUCGUCCUUCGCAAGCUCAUUAUGUACCAGCAAAUUAUCGGCGGCUUCCUUUUCGACAAUCCACAGGCCCGCGCGCUGCUGGUGGAGGCGAUGGUGGCGUGGAUUCGGCCUCACUUUGGCAAGUUCGACGACUUCACGCAGACGAUGAGUGGCGACUCGGAAUCAGCGAAGGAUGCGGCACGAGUGAGCUGGCUGGAGGGCACGCGACUUUGCGUGACCAUUAUCGCCGUCAUGCUCGACAGGCUGCAGACGAGUUUGGUGGACCCGGCGGUGACCGCGGAUCGACGUAGGUUGAAGCAGGAGCAGGAGAACGUGGAGAAUCUCUUGCCUCUCCUCCCUCGAUUGCUUGAGUCCUACCGCGAGCUAAACUCGCAGGCUUCCCGACGGGCCAUGGAACGUGCCCGCAUCAACUCCAAUCAGAAGCUCACCCCAGCUGUCGCGUUUCCUUCCUCGUAUCCCUUCUCACUCCUUGCCACCCUCCCGGAAUCGCCCCGUCCAAGCAAGUCAUCCAUGCCUCACGAAGCGGUCUUCGUCCCUGGGCUUGGCGAAAUUGCGAUCGUGAUCCUGUCCCUCAUCCUUUCGACGCCGAAAAAGAUGAUGCUCGCAUUCCUCGACGACAGCCUCGGCAUAGAGGGACCUGAGCGCUUCGUGUCUCUUCUCACCCAGUUCUUCGCUGUCGCGACGUCCGUUUUGGACUACGAGGCCUUCCCUCCCGCGUGGCUCAACGCGAAUGUUCUUGCACACAAAGUCCUCAUACGAAUGCUCGAGCCGAUUACCAGCAUCAUGGAGAGCAACUUCAUACCGCCACAAGAGGAGCAAGCUUCCUUCCGGGCUGACCUUUGGCGGCAAUGCUUUGGCGUGCUGCUGAAGCUGCUUUCUUCGGACCAGCUCGUCAUCGAAGAGUUCAGUCCACAGAAACGACGCGCAGUCUGGCGUUUAGCAGGCGACGUGCGCGGACAAGGAGCGGACCUCUUGUUGAAUUUGUGGCAAUCUCUCGGCUGGGCUGAGAACUCGGUGGGGGGUAUGGCAACGCCAGUCAAAUAUGGGGGGUACCAGGUGCAUUUGAACUCGCUGGUGGGGCAGAUCGUCAAUCUCUGCUUGAGUCAUCAUGAUUCUGUCCGCAACAAUGCCGCGCAGAUGCUUUACAGCAUGAUAGUCGCCGAAUACCAUCGAAGCGACAACUUUGAUUCUAUCGAGAACGAGAUCGUUACGCGGCUGGAUCUACUAUUCAUGUCGGACAGCAAGGGAGACGACAUCUCGAGAGCGUUCUUCAUUGGGCAACUGCGGAACCUUUUCGACAGCUCCGACGUCGACGAGGGCUUGCGCGAACGUGUCUCCGCUUUCCUUGACUCCGUCGAUCUGUUCUUGGAACUGCUGCUAAGCGUCCGGGCGUUGCCUGAAGGCGAUGAGUUCGCUGAUGACAGGGUCAUCGCCACGCUGCGGCUUAUGAACUUCAUUCGCCGAAUAGGCCGUGAUGAGAUAUAUAUCAAAUAUGUCCACCAGCUAGUCAACAUGCAUUUGCAAGCGCAGAACUUCGUUGAGGCAGCUCUGACGCUGAAGCUACAUGCGGACCUACACGAAUGGGAUCUAAACACGUUCGUGCCCCCGAUGGAAGACCUUGGCUUACCGCAGCAAUCGCAAUUCCAUCGCAAGGAAACGCUGUGCCUGCUAAUUCUCGACUACCUUGGCAAGGGGAAGGCCUGGGAGAGGGCUAUCGAGAUCUGCAAGGAACUCAUCUACCAGCACGCCGAAGUCACCUUCAAUUACGUACGCCUUUCCGAAAUUCUGCGGCAUCAGGCCAACCUAUACGAGCACAUUGUCACGAACCAGCGAUACUAUGCGGAUUACUAUCGGGUUUCAUUCUUCGGGGACUUCCCCUCCGCGAUUCGGAACAAGAGCUUCAUCUAUCGCGGCUACGAAUGGGAAAAGUAUGCGGCAUUCUGCGAACGAAUGGCAAACAAACACCCCGGUGCUCGUGUGCUGAAGACAAUGGGGGACCCUCCAGUCGAUAUUCGGUUCGGCAAUGAUCUCUAUAUUCAAGUAUCCGCCGUCACUCCCGAGCCCGAUCGCACGUCGCCGCUGUUCACAAAUCCGGAGGUCCCGGCUGCCGUACGCGCGUACUACGAGCACUGCGACAUCAACCUCUUCAGCAGCUCGCGGCAAGUGCGGCGGACGGCGCAGGACGGGAGCGAGGAGACGUGGCUGGAGAAGGCGUACUUCACGACGGAGGAAACUUUCCCGACCGUCUUGCGGCGCUCGGAGAUCAUCGCCAUCGAGGUUGCGGAGAUAUCACCCGUCGAGGCUGCCUUAACGGAAGUCGAGGAGAAGACGAAGGAGCUCACAGCGCUUUACCAGAAAUACGGUGCAUUGGCGAAGACGAACCAGGAGACGUCGACGAACGUGCUGUCGAUGGCUCUCAACAACGUGGUGGACGCACCAGCGACCUCCGGAAUCCAGGCCUACAAGGAGAUGUUCCUCAACGCGGACUAUCGACAUCGUAAUCCUGACAGGGCAGAAUCACUGGCGAAGCUGCAAGUUGCCGUCGACGAUCAGCUGCGCAUGAUUGACGCCUGCCUCAAGCUUCACGGCCAAUUGUGUCCACCCGAGUUCAUCUCCUUCCAGUCGACGCUCGAGUCCUUCUUCCAAAGGAACUUCGCCGACGACAUCCGGCGCCUCAACCUCGACACUACCUCCGCCGCCAUCCAACGCGAGCGCUCCAUGGACCUCCGCUCAAGUUCCUACGAGCAAUCCCUCCGCCCCUCCACCUCGACUGUCUCCACCAUGCGCGCCUUUGUCAUCCCUCCCCUCAACCUCGGCCGCCCGCUCACCUCCCCCGCGCCCAUGUCGCCCUCCUCGUCCUCCUUCAGCCCCGCCGAGCCCGCGCCGCAACAGACGCCGCUCCAGAAGCACCUCGCACAUCUCGCGCGCCACGGCAUCCAUGGCGUGUCGUCGGCACCCGCAGAUGCAGCGCGCAGCGCGACGUUCUCGAGCGAGUCCCUGCACACGUCGUUUAUGAACGUGGGCAUGGGUGGAGCGCCGAAUGGCGCGCCGGGGAUAGGGCUGGGCAUGAGCGGCGCGCAGAACUCGGGGAUGUCGGUCGUCGCGUCGACGAUGGGCAGCCGGUCGUUCAACUCGCUUAAGGGCAAGUUCUCGCGGUUUGGGAGUCUGAACUUUGGCAGGCGCGGGGCGUCGUCGAAUAAUUAG